Molecule: messenger RNA, 486 nt
Organism: Microthlaspi erraticum
Lineage: Eukaryota; Viridiplantae; Streptophyta; Magnoliopsida; Brassicales; Brassicaceae
Source: the annotation of a GenBank genome assembly
AUGGGUGGCUCAAUGGGUUUUCUUGGAAAAGGGUUACCACCGACGCAGAUGAUGAAUAUGGUUAUGGGUUCACUCUACAAACAAUUCACCCAAAAAGCUAUCAACAACUUUGACGAUUUCCACGUUGCUGUUUUAGACAUCUUUAACAACUUCAACUCGGCUUUACCAGGAAGACAUUUUGAUUUCCCGACACCGGAGGAAAUAAAGGCUUGUUUCACGCUGUGGAAGGGAGCGAAAGACGAAGAAGAGAAGGAAAAAGUGUUCUUAGAGUUCAUAACAAAGUGCGUGAAGCCAAGUAAACUUGAUGACGUCACUCUGAUCACCGGAAUUGUAUCUCCUCCGGCGGCUAUGGCGGCUAAGAGAGCAGGAGAGAAUGUUCCUCAGUUGAAGAUAAUCAAACUCAUACCUGAUGUUAUAUUCGUCCCUACUGUCACCAUUUUAGCCAUUGUCUCUGCCAAACUCUCAAGAAGAAUGUAUUUGAAAUAA